Messenger RNA from Linum tenue, 525 nucleotides. The record is from the annotation of a GenBank genome assembly. NCBI's taxonomy places the organism in Eukaryota, Viridiplantae, Streptophyta, Magnoliopsida, Malpighiales, Linaceae.
AAUACGAACAGUAAGAAGCGGAGGAGGAAGGAAGCUGGCGGCGGUGAAGACGAGAGUAAGCUGAAGAAGACGAAUGCGGUGAAGGAUAUUCUCAGCUCGCUUGUGCUAUUGGACGAGGAGGAGAAGCAGGAGCAGAAUCAGUGGGUCGUGGAGUCGCAGCACGAUAAGGCCUUGUUCGAUUCCAAUCACGAUCAGAAGGUGCGAGUUAUGAAUGAAUUUAAUUCCAAUAUGCAGACCCAUUUCUCCAAUUUGGAUAAUUUGGACCAAUCCAGGGCCAAGAGCUCCCGCCGCUCUGCUUCCGCCGUCGUCGUCGCUGUCGCAUCCGCCGCGGCUGCGGUUGCGGCGGGUUCGGGGGAUUCGGUUCAGAGUGGUGGUGCGGGAGGUGGGUCGACGAGCGCCACGCUGCCGCAGCAGCGGCGGUUGUGGGUCAAGGACAGGUCAAAGGACUGGUGGGAUCGGUGUAACCAUCCCUAUUUCCCCGAGGAGGAGUUCCCCAGAGGUGCAAUGAUUUGCCCAUUUUUGUAA